AUGAGGAUGGCAACAGGGCAGGCGAUGGGAUCUCUUACCUACAGAGUGGCUAACGCCCCAACUGUGGACAACCUCUUAUUUCACCUCAGCAAUGAGCCGAUGGAUCGACUGCUCAUGCCGAAAGUCAUCAAUGCUGCCCUUGGCCGUGUCGCGAAGCUUGCGACAAUCUCUCAUCGAGGCGAGAACGGCAGCAUCGUUUUCGACAAGGUUAUGAGUAUUAUGCUGAAAGGUCUCAAAUGCCGAGAGUGGGACAAUAGGAACUUGGCAGGAGCCUUCUGGGCGGUAGCGAAGUUCCACAGCGAAACCACUGAGACCCCGUUGUCCCCCGAACGAGUGGUUGAGCUGUUCGAGGCUAUGACCCCCUAUGUGAAGCACGACACAUGCAGUGCGGUUGACGUGUCCAACAUACUGUGGGCGCUGGGAACCUUCAAGCUGGCUAUGAACCAUGAGUUUCGGUAUUCGUCGUUGGUUGAGGACCUGGCUGCUUCUCUGUGCACUGCCUGGUCCCGGGUUCUGGUCUCCAGCGAGCCCGGUACUCGGGCUGUCAGUACAACGGCCUGGGGAGCGAUCACAGUGCUAGCGGACCAUCGUGGUGCAGAGGGGCUCAAACUGAUGAAGGCCACUCUCAGUCAUGCAAUACCACGACUGCAGGACUUCAAGCCUCCAGAGAUCGCUAUGCUUCUCCAUAUGGUCGUUCGUUGUAGUGAUGCCCAGAACCUGCCAGAAUACAUCGAGAAGGAGCCCGAGGGGCGCAUCGGCCCUGCUCACAUAGUGGACAUAUGCUGGAGUGUUUCCAUCCGGUCUCACGUUCUGCCCGAGCCUAUUCUCGGCGACUUGGUAUCUCUCGCUGCGGCAAUCGCACAGGGUUGCGGCACCGUGCGAGACAUCACGAUCGGCCGCCUCUCUGAGGUCCUUGCACGGUCGACAGUUUAUCGAGAUUAUGGCACCUAUCCCGCGAGAGAUCAGCUGUACUGGGACAACGAAUGGGUGGCUAGAUUCACCACGAUUGAACGGUUAUGCAAACCGUGUAAAUGCUCAUGCUUCGGCAGGUUUCCUCGGCGGGCUCUAGACACUAUGAUGGUUCUCGACGCCCGAGUGUGCGUGAGCUGUUUGCAAAAGUUAUCCGAGAAGAAGGCGUCCGGCCUGCACUAUACCGGGGCUUUGAUUCCAAGCAUGUGGGGAUCUGCUCAAGGUGGAAUUCAGUUCAUGAUCUACGAGCCCACCAAGUAA
Perkinsus marinus ATCC 50983 is the source of this 1230-nucleotide messenger RNA. RefSeq lists its product as hypothetical. The record is from RefSeq and is a predicted model, not a curated record. Bases 1 to 1230 code for a protein of 409 amino acids. The transcript has 5 exons. NCBI's taxonomy places the organism in Eukaryota, Perkinsozoa, Perkinsida, Perkinsidae.